Gymnodraco acuticeps is the source of this 2762-nucleotide messenger RNA. Its product is annotated as ribosomal protein S6 kinase alpha-4-like. The record is from RefSeq and is a predicted model, not a curated record. Gene Ontology annotation, biological process: intracellular signal transduction; protein phosphorylation; regulation of DNA-templated transcription. Gene Ontology annotation, molecular function: protein serine/threonine kinase activity; magnesium ion binding; ATP binding. Lineage: Eukaryota; Metazoa; Chordata; Actinopteri; Perciformes; Bathydraconidae.
AACGUGCUGUUUGCAGAUGAGGGGGAGGAAUCCGUGCUGAAAGUAAUAGAUUUUGGAUUUGCCCGCCUGUGCCCUGCAGGCAGCGCCCCCCUGCAGACCCCCUGCUUCACGCUGCAGUACGCUGCUCCUGAACUUUUUGAGAGUGCAGGAUACGACAAAGCCUGUGACCUCUGGAGUCUCGGGGUCAUCCUGUACACCAUGCUGUCAGGCCAGGUGCCAUUUCAGAGUGAGCAGCGGGGGAUGACCUCAUCAUAUGCUGCAGACAUCAUGCAAAAAAUUAAGGAGGGUGAUUUCUCAUUGGAAGGGGAGGCCUGGAAGGGCGUGUCGGAGGAUGCCAAAGAGCUUGUUAAAGGCCUGCUGACAGUGGACCCGGAGAUGCGUCUCAAACUCUCUGAUCUGAAGGAGAACAGCUGGCUGCAGGGCGGAGCCUCCAUGUCCACCACUCCUCUGUGCACUCCAGAUGUGCUGGAGUCUAGUGGACCUACUGUCCGCACCUAUGUAAACGCCACCUACAAGGCUUUCAACCGUGGCAAGAGAGAGGGCUUCUUUCUGAAAAGUGUUGACAAUGCUCCCCUUGCAAAACGCAGAAAGCUGAAGAUGACAAGUACAGGCGUUGAGACCCGGUGGAGUUCAUCCUCUUCUUCCUCCUCAUCUUCCACCUCCUCUGCCUCUGCAACAGCAUCGAAAGCACAGCCAAAGCAAACUGUGAGCCCAAAGGAAACGGUGAGCCCAAAGCAGACUGUGAGCCCAAAGCAGAGCUAGCCUCACUGGCAGAGGAGAGAUCACAGGGAAAGGGAAGAGGUAUGUGCUUAUACUGGCAACACAAUAUCCUCCAGUGUCCAAAAAACAUUCUGCAAACCAAAAGACUGGUUUGAGUUAGUGUGAAGUUUUCAAUACAACAUUGAAUUCCAUGUUUUAACAGCAACUUCAUUCACCAUGCCAUUUUCUCCCGAAACAAACUGUAUUUUCUCUGGAGUGGAUGGAAGAGAAAGGAAGUUUGGCAUCUUUAAGAUUGCACAGUCAUGUAUGGCCUUGAGAAAACUAUUCGUAUUCAGUAUUCACUUACUAUAAUGGGGUGAUAUUACACACUAAAAGUUAAAUAUGAGAAAUGUACCUGUUUCACUGUGGGUCAGAAACAGUGCCUGACUAUAUAGGGAUAAAGGGAAAAGGAGCCAUAAGUGAGCAGAAGCCAUAUAUACAGCAACACAGUGAAAAUAUCUAUUGAGCCGUUGUGAGUACACACAAAUGUGCACGAAAGCAAAUGAAAAGUCCUUCCAGGAAUUCACAGGCUUUAUCCUCUGAUUGUAUUUAGUUAUUGUGAAUGUUGCCACACAUAUGAUUGGCAGAGAUCUGCGGCCCCAAGUGCUGUGCCACAUAUAGGCACUGUGCUCUGUAAAUAUCUAAAUGGUUUCCUCUUGCGCUAUUUGCAAAGAAUUUAAAUGAUAAAAAAGAAAGGCUAAUUGCUGGAAGGACUGAGCGCAGAGGGGAAAGGAUAUGAUUUGUACAAACUAUCCGACACUUUGUUGUAUAAAUCGUCUCUAUUGGAUGCAGUCAGUCUCCACAGAUCUCAUUGAACAAAUCGUGGGCCACAUCUCUUGAUCGAUGGCUCUAAUAAAGUAUUUGCAAGCAAUUUGUAGAGCUUGAACAGGUCGCAGUAAGUGUUCAACAGUAGUCAUGGAAUAGUUUUUCCUCAUUACUUGCUGUAAAUUACUCGCAUUUUUGUGCCGCUCUGAACAUUUCUAGCAUGCUAAUCUGUUGUGAUGAUGAUAAACUGUAAGAUCUUUAUUUUGGUAGCUCUGGCUUACUAAGGAAAUGUCACCCACAAUGUUUUCUAUGAUAACAAUUGCAGCUUAAGGGUUUGCGCGUAAAUUGGAGCAAAAUCCCUUGUUCAUCGCCUUGGGCUUUUGAAUUUUUAAAAGGUGUUACAGUUUUCCCUAUGAGACCAUCGCAAAUACAAUUUGAUUUGAUGCAGGGAAAGUUGUUCCCCCUGAAUCACGCUCAGCUUAAGGGUCUUUUUACACAUUUUAUGGCUUUGAAACACGAAUAAUGUUAAAGAAUGAGAAUUAAUUAUGACUUUAAUAUGGUUCUGACGAGACCAUCAUACAACUUUUGUACAUACUCUUUCUUGAUUUAGAGCAAAACAAAUGUAUGUAAUGAUUUAAAAUUUGAAUUAUUUUAAUGGUAUAUUAGUUAUCUGAUGUUGUUGGCUUUUGUUUUUUACAUGUUACGCAGUCAGUUGAUCAAUUAAAACACAUUUCAGCUUUAAAGGUGCUUCUGCUAAUAUUUAUUACAUGUAAUUGAUUUAUUGCCGUGGUAAUGGGAUUGAUAAUUAAAUUGGAUAUUGUUGUUUACCAGCUGUGUUUGUGUGUGUCGAUUUCAUUCACAAGUUGCCAAUUAGUGCAAAUGAACAUACAUUGGUACAUACAGUAUGUGUGAUUGAAUGGUGCUGGGAGGUUAGUUGUACCUAUGUUUCUGUACCAGAUAUGCAUUAUUACAAUUGACUGUAUUAUUUUCAUGUUGCUUGCCGCCUUUGUCUGUUUUAAAGGUAACUGGUUGUUUGUAUUUGACAUUUUUACUUGAGACACUGCUUUAAUUGGUGUUUAUAUUCUGUUGUAGUAAAUGAUAUUUUUCUUUAUUUCUCUUCCUUUUUUUGAGCUUUACCAUUUUACUGAGAUGCACUGUCACUGAUGUUGUAACUGGGAAUUGUACUUUUGCGCCAAUAUUUUUGGUUGGUGCAAAAAUAAACAUAACUUUUAAAUAAA